Daphnia magna is the source of this 1059-nucleotide messenger RNA. RefSeq lists its product as uncharacterized. The record is from RefSeq and is a predicted model, not a curated record. Lineage: Eukaryota; Metazoa; Arthropoda; Branchiopoda; Diplostraca; Daphniidae. The transcript has 3 exons. Bases 79 to 849 code for a protein of 256 amino acids.
UCCUCAGGUUUUACUGGUUUCCGAUUCAUAAUUUCGCUCACGUUUUAAAACUUUUGAAAAAUGGUCUAAGUUUUUGAAAUGUCCAGAAAUAAGUGUAUUGUUCGUCAGUGUCGUGUUACCCAUGAAAAGUCCAGUGAUAAAGAAAAUGGAAUUACAUUUUUUGGUGUACCCAAAAAUUUUGUAGAGAAAUGGAAAGAUGCAAUCCCCUAUUUGAACAAAUCGUCUCAUGUUUGCUCACGUCAUUUUGAUGAGUCAAAUAUUGAAAAGGGAAAGGAGAUUUUAAAUGUUUUUUACCCAUUUUCAAGAUGGCAACUAAAGCCUGGUUCCUAUCCCAAGCGAAUGUUACUUGACAGUGAUUAUCCCCAAGAACUAAUAAGGAAACGGGCAGGAGGAAGUGAUCAACUUGCAAAAAAGUUUGUGUUAAAAAAAAGGAAAGUGUUGACAGACUUAGUACAAAAUCCUGGUAAACAAAGUAAUGUUGCAAGGCACUGUCACCAAACAUUUAGUAAUCAAAACAAAUAUCAACAGACAGAAACAAAUAAAGUUGGGGAAACCAUGCUCAGUAAGAAAAGGAACGACAAUUCCAUUGGAAAGAAAUCAACAUCUAGACUAGUUUUCACUAGUCAAGAAAAUAUUUAUCCUUCUGCGCAAUUACCUGAUGGAAAUCCAGUUGUGGUUCCAAAAACCUUUCCAUCUCUUGGCCAGGUACAAGAACAAAUCAAGUUCCCUGACAAGGCAAAUGUACUUGAAGAUACACUUUACCUUCCUUUUCAACCUCAUACAUUUUUACAUGAACGUAAUUUGUCAACAUGCAAGAUUCAUUUGAAGUUUGUUGUGACAAAAUUUUAGAGUCGCAUACUAUUCCACUCUUCUGUGAAGAACACAGAGACUACAAUCUGAAAUAUCUAGUAAUGGAAUACGUCAAAGUUCGUUUUCACUUAGAGAGUAAGCGACUAAGAAAGUUGUUGGUGUUACCGUCGAAAACUAAAGUACAAACUAACUUUAAAAUAGCCAAGAAUUCUUAAUGAAAGGAAAGUGUGUUUGAUAUUAAAACAGCCU